AUGUUCAAUCGUAAACUCAUGGAAUGCUCUGACGACGAGUUCGUACGCGGAUCACAAUGUGACGAAGAAGAUGAAGAUGAGCAACAUCAACAAUCUUCUCAAAGGCCUCCAUUCUACGAAAACAUGCGUACAUUUGCUCCAUCUCACAUGCACAUCUCGUGCCACUAUGAUAUACCGUAUCCUCCUCAUUUGAUUCAACCACCAGUUUGUGGAGUCAGUACAUUUACCUAUGCCAGAGAUUUCCAAGGAAACAGUAAUCCGCAACAGUUCUUUAAUGCUCCUCCACAGCAGCAGGCACAACAACAACAGCCGCAAGGAAAUGGUGGAAGUGGAGAAGAGGAUUACUGUAUUCCAAAAGCAGAGGAUAGAGAUCACACAGCUAAUUACAAUCAAGUUGCCACAAAACAAGACCGUCCGUUUGUUUUCUUUGCUUCUGAUUGUAAUUCACCAUUGGAAAUCGUCGGUGAAGUAUACUGUACUGUUCCUGGCCGUACCAGUCUUUUGAGUUCCACAACAAAGUAUCAGGUUACGGUAGCUGAAAUCCAAAGAAGAAUAAGUCCGCCAGAGUGUUUGAAUGCUUCGCUUCUUGGAGGAAUUUUGAGAAAAGCAAAGUCAAAGGACGGUGGGAAAACAUUGAGAGAUUCACUGAAGAAGUUGGGAUUGGCUUUACCAGCUGGAAGAAGAAAGCAAGCAAAUGUUACUGCAUGGACAGCUCUUGUUGAAGAAGAAGCAAUUCACAUGGCUAAAGAUUUUGCCCUAGUAUGCGAGAAAGAAUUUCAUUCGAGAGAAAUCGGAGUCUACUUGACAAAAACAUCUCUGGCAAUCGAUCCUGAUGUCGUCAAGAGAAGAGCAGCACUGGAAAUGAGCCGAAAAGUAGUCGGUGAAUUGGCUGAACUGCUUUCCUGCGAUCGGACACCUUUGACCCCAUACUUUCCAAGAAAUAUGCUUCCAAUCGAUCCUUCCGUUCAACAACAUCUUUCCACUUUACUUUGGUACUUUAAUAUGAUUCAAAAUUCUUUUCAAAAGGUUUUUUUGAGAUGA
This is a messenger RNA of Caenorhabditis briggsae, 1041 nucleotides long. Gene Ontology annotation, molecular function: DNA-binding transcription factor activity, RNA polymerase II-specific; RNA polymerase II transcription regulatory region sequence-specific DNA binding. The coding region runs from base 1 to 1041 and encodes 346 amino acids. The record is from RefSeq and is a predicted model, not a curated record. NCBI's taxonomy places the organism in Eukaryota, Metazoa, Nematoda, Chromadorea, Rhabditida, Rhabditidae. The transcript is spliced from 5 exons. Gene Ontology annotation, biological process: regulation of cell population proliferation; anatomical structure development; regulation of transcription by RNA polymerase II. Gene Ontology annotation, cellular component: nucleus.